AUGGCACAAGUUCCGGUGGAGAUCUUCGACAUCAUCACGUCUUAUUUGAGCAGGGCCGAGCUCAGGAACCUCCGCUUGGUAUCUCGCGACUUUGAAGCCAAGGUCUCGGCCCAGUACUUUCGCAAUGUCGUGGUCCCAUUCCGAUCCGAGCUAUACAGCGCACUGAGUCGGGAUGAAUAUGGCUCCUUGCGCCAUUCGACCUCUGACCUCUUCUCCAAUGGAAUGCACAUGUUUGAGUCGUUUGGGCCUCAUAUCCUCCGCUUUGCACUCUCUCUCGAGCUUGAUGAAGACUCGCUCGCCUAUCCGCCAGUAAAGCCUAUCCAGGAGGCUGUUCCGGCCUUCUGGGGCAUCUACCGCUGGCCACAUGCAAAUUACCAUAGGUAUACCGAUCUUGAGGGCCUCGAGCAGACCGCUGACGAAACCGAGGGGAUGAGGGCUGCACUUGGGUGUCUGACCAAGGUACAGAAUAUCGGCUUGUGUUGCGAUGCCGGCCUCGGAUUCCUGCUUGGGCCAGACAAGCUGGCACGAAACGCUCGUGGCCAUCACCCUGUGUUUGCAACCGUGGACUGGCGUCGCCAUCAACGAUCGGCUCAAGGCGCCCAUCAGCCUGCCAUCACUGUUGCCGACUUUAACGACGCUUCUCGAGACAAACACAAGUCCAUGUUCCCCAAUCCCAAGGCAUUCCGGAAUACAAUUCUUGAGAGAAUGGCAAAGGAUGCUGGCUACACAGGACGUCAAGUCCCGGAAGCAGUGCGCAUCAUGCUUGACACCGAAAACGUCAAUCUUGCAAAUAUAAACUUUGACGAAAGGUCUACCUCACUCGCCUCAAAUCUUGGCCCUGACGGAGUUCUGGGCCACGUCAUUCCCUUCAACUCCUUCAAGGACGUGGCAAAUUCGCCCUUGAUACCUGCGAAUCUCACCAGAGCCCAAAAAGAGAUGUUGCUUGAGCUCGAAUGGGCACAUCGCGCCAUGAUUCAAUCCUACGUGCUGGGUUUGAUCGAUAACGCUUCCAUUGGCUGUUUCCAGCACGUUACAACAUUGACAAUCGCCAAGGUCCCGGGAAGCCAUGUUCACAUCUUCUGCCGAGAUGACCUUUGGGACGGCAUCCCCACCCUCAAGAACGUAUCAAUUGGCGUCAUUGCUGACUGGCGAAAGAUGACUGUCUCUACGCCCGGAUUUGUCGAGGAUAUCAGUAUAUCGCCUGUUGAAUCCGUCGGCAAGGCUUUCACACUGCUCAGCGCUCACGUCGGCAAGUGCCCCAAUGUCGAGAGCCUUCAUUUUGAAUGGAUAUGCGGCGGUGAAUUUGCGCCAAGCUCGUAUCAGCGCAAUUCAUAUAUCCUUCCCGCCCCCUUUGUCAAUCAACCAGAGCUCAUGGUCACCCCGACGGCCGUUCGGGAUGGCACAUCAAGCUUGCUACAACUCCCCUAUGUGAAGCACCUAUCUCUCAAAAACUGUUGGUCGUCGCCGCAUAUCUUCUUGCAAGCAAUUCGCCAGUUCGCCCUCUCGUCUCUUGAGAAGCUGGAAUUGGAGUCUGUCUCCCUUUCUGGUCCUCCUACAAUCAUACCUCAGGUUGUCCUGGCCCAGGCAGCGGUCCCUGUCCCCGGCCAGGGUAUCAUUGCACCUGAAGAUGAUGAUCCAGAUGUAGAGGUGGUUCAAGGUGGCCUAGCACCCGGGCUCAUCGUGCCGCCACAGUUGACACAACUGCCGCUGCCGCAAUUCAAUCUACCCAUCAAUCCUCCUGGUGAUGAUAAUGCACAGCAUUCGUCAACAGACUGGCUCCGCCAGCCAGAUCUGCUCACAUGGCCAGGGCUGGUCGAUCAUUUCUCUCCGAGUGUGAAGAUAAGGCAACUGUUGGCUGAACAAUCCGAUAGCGACACUGUGUCAGCAGCCUUGGCAGAAAAGGUUGGCGCAGUCACCCAGUAUAUCCCGCAUACUGCCGAUCUACGAGGAGAUGAGCAUAGGUAUUGCCUCAAUACCCUGUCUUUCAAAUCAUGUGGCUACGUCUCGGUUGAUUCAGCUUACUUGAAGACAAGAGAGAUUCUUCCUGAUUCGCACCUUGGACACGGCAUCAUUCACGGUAGCAAUCACGACAGCAAUCACGAUAUUAUGAACCUAAUGCAGUCUUGCAAAGACAGGCUGCUGGCAAACAUCAUCCAGUGUAUGAAAAAAAAGGAACAAGCCGUUCUCAUCAAUGCCUUUGGCAUGUCCAUUGGUUGGGAAAAUCUCUACGACGCGUGGUUGAUCAAUGAUGCCAGGAAGGAUGGGGUGCAAAGACCAGGCGAGGGUCGUUUCAGUGGUCUACUUGAAGCAUACGAUCGUGGCGUAUGGUAUGAAGCGCACUAA
This is a messenger RNA of Metarhizium acridum CQMa 102, 2343 nucleotides long. RefSeq lists its product as uncharacterized. Gene Ontology annotation, molecular function: protein binding. NCBI's taxonomy places the organism in Eukaryota, Fungi, Ascomycota, Sordariomycetes, Hypocreales, Clavicipitaceae. The record is from RefSeq and is a predicted model, not a curated record.